Molecule: messenger RNA, 834 nt
Organism: Closterium sp. Yama58-4
Lineage: Eukaryota; Viridiplantae; Streptophyta; Zygnematophyceae; Desmidiales; Closteriaceae
Source: the annotation of a GenBank genome assembly
AACUUAAGUGAGCGUGGCUACGUGAAGCGCAUGGCAGCAGACACGUUCUCAGCGCAGAAGAGGGGCACGGCGGGCAAGUCGGGCGGCAAGCUUAAGGCAGAUGAUGCCAUGGCGCGCUUUGUGGUGUGCCGCACUCAUGACACAGUGCUGUUUUUUAGUGACCGGGGAGUGGCAUACACCAUGAAGGGUUAUCAGAUCCCCGAGGGCUCUCGCACUGCCAUAGGCUCUCCCAUCUCCCAGAUCGUGCCUCUGCAGGACUCAGAGCGCAUCACCUCAAUGCUGCCAGUGGGAGACUUCUCAGAAGACGCUUAUCUCGUCAUGAUGACACGAGGGGGCUUCAUCAAGCGCACUGCGCUGCAUGCCUUCAGCGACACUCGCAAGAGCGGACUUAUCGCCAUUCAGCUGGGCGACGGCGAUGAGCUGGCGUGGGUGCGGAGAGCGACAGAUGGCGACUCCCUAUUGGUCGGCUCGCAGUUUGGCAACAUCGUUCGCUUUGCAUGCGACGAUGACCAGCUGAGGCAGAGCGGGCGCACAGCGAGGGGAGUGAGGGCCAUGCGGCUGAAGGAGGGGGACAUCGUCGCUGCCUUGGAGAUCGUGCCAGCUGUCGCAUCCGAGUCGAAAGACGGGGGCCCGUGGGUAGUCAUGGCCACUCGCAAUGGGAUGGGCAAGCGUGUUCCCACGAGCCUGUUUGCCAACCAGAAAAGGGGAGGCGUGGGAGUGAAGGGCAUCAAGGUGAGCGUGUGGGGUGAAUUGCGUGUGGGAGCAUGUGAUGGGAUGGGCAAGCGUGUUCCCACGAGCCAUUUGCCAACCAGAAAAGGGGAGGCGUGGGAGUGA